Messenger RNA from Larimichthys crocea (large yellow croaker), 5141 nucleotides. RefSeq names its product MAF bZIP transcription factor Aa (gene mafaa). Gene Ontology annotation, cellular component: nucleus. Bases 1942 to 2880 code for a protein of 312 amino acids. The transcript has a single exon. Gene Ontology annotation, molecular function: DNA-binding transcription factor activity, RNA polymerase II-specific; RNA polymerase II cis-regulatory region sequence-specific DNA binding. The record is from RefSeq and is a predicted model, not a curated record. Gene Ontology annotation, biological process: regulation of transcription by RNA polymerase II. Lineage: Eukaryota; Metazoa; Chordata; Actinopteri; Sciaenidae.
AAAACUUUAUGCAGACAUGGAUGACAAUUCCUUUAAGUUCUUAAAAAUAAAAAUGGAGUUCCUAAUGAGGAGGAUGUUGUGAUGUGAUGGAAAGCUCCAGAAAAGCUGCCGAAUUCAUUGAUAUGGAUAAUAACACACACACAGGUGAUAACCCUGCUGUGCGUUUGUCCUCCUCCUGUGCGUAAAGUUGGAGUUCAUUCCAAAUAGUUCCCUUUUUAUUGGACUGAAUGUGUAAAUCUGAUCGCAGCAACUCGUCUGGAUUGAUGUGAAAUGUUUCCUCACAGAAACUAAAUGUUGUUUGAGUUCAUAGAGUUGCAAUGCAAGUGAAGCUGGGCCAUUAACAGUCAGGCAUCUCUGAGUAUUGUGCUGAUUAGAAAUUUAAACAUUUAAAGGUCUCAUGUUACGACACAUAUACAUCAUGAUAAAUGCUCCGAGAGUUUCACAUACAAUCACCAUGAAGUGUUAAAUUGAUCAAGUCACCGCCUGAUGUCAUUCUCUCCUCCUGUGACAUCCAAACUCAUGCUGACAGCCUUCUGUUACAUAACUGACGCACACUUUGGAGACGGUGAAAAACUGUUUCUCUGUUCCGAGUAAACAUUUUUUCUCUGAGAAACUGCCGGAGCUCUCAUCUUACUCGGCGCUCCGCCGUGCAGUAGCAUCUGCUCGGUCACUAGAGGGGGGGAUCUGCUGCACCUGUUCUCCCUAGCACGGGCUCCGCAUCACUUCGGCUCCGCUCGGCUCUCCUCGGCCAAGAGUGGAGGCUUUUCUGCUAUAGGAGAAUGCAAAUACACCGCUGUGGUCUCCUCCCAUUGGCCCGUCACACCUCUGUGUGGGAGGGUCGAAGGGGCCACGCUGUCUUUAUAAGAGCAGAUUGCCUUCCAGCGGCUCAGUGACACUGCGUGGUUGCACCGUGAAGCUUGUAGAAACAGUUUGAGGGCCGAUAGAGAGAAAAAAAACCAACUGGAAUUUAUCACCUCUUGCAUAAUAACACACAGUCAACACGUAAGGUCAACAGCGCGCCCCUGUGAGGGGGGACAGGACCGUGGGGACCGAAGCUGUCAGUAAUCCGCUGGACUGACCACAACAAGGGGACCAGACUGUCCUGACCCUCCGUGUAGGAGCACUACCUGCAGUUUGAUCUCACGUGCAUGUGAACUUUGAAAACUUCUGCACGUGCCAUUCCAUUCCAUUUUGUUUUUUUGGAUUCCCGGGACUUUUUACUUUAAUUUUAUAUUUUUGGCACACAUUUUACGCACGCUUGCUGCUGCGUCCUGUGACUGUCACACACAGCCUCAUCUGAUUUGUGUGUAGAAACUUUCGAACCGGGCCAUGCUGCAGUGACUUCAGCCCCCGCCGCUUUGCUUUUGGGACUUCAUGAUCAAGUUGUAAACAGGAGGAGGAGGAGGAGGAGGAGGAGGAGGAGGCGAAGAAGGAUGCUUGGAAAAUAUUUAUAACGCACGCACCGAACGGAGGAGACGAAAAAUCUUUUUCGUGUCACUUGAUCGAGCAGAACCGAGGACUGUAAAUCAAACGGAGGCAAGUGGGCUGCAGAGGUGAAGCGAGGACAAGACAGGUUGGUGUUUCCAAAUUCACCGGGCUCGAGUUUCAGCCGCCCCGGGGGCUCCUGGUAUUAAAGCGUGCAUUUGACCUGGGAUAAGUUGUCAACAAGAGCAGCGAGCAGGGGGAAACUGGCAGGUGUACAAGUUCAUUUACAUGCAUACGUAUAUUCACGCCACUAUAUAUAGAAGUUGUCUUAGGGACAAGCAGCCUUAAAAAGUUUCUCCACCCACCCACCGGCCCUGCAGCAGCUCUACGCACCAGGCGUGUGUCUAUAUAUAUAUACACACCAUCCAGGCUUUUAUUCCUCUUCGCAAUCUGUAUCCGAGAGGGCUGCCCGCCGUCGGUUUGGCUGUGAGGGCAGGAGUCGUCGCAUGGACUGAAAUGGCCACCGACCUCGCCAUGAGCGCAGAGCUGCCCAACAGCCCUCUGGCCAUUGAGUACGUAAACGACUUUGACCUGAUGAAGUUUGAGGUGAAGAAGGAGCCGCCGGAGGCCGACCGCUACUGCCACCGCCUACCGUCGGGCUCUCUGUCCUCCACCCCGAUCAGCACACCCUGCUCCUCCGUGCCUUCCUCGCCGAGCUUUUGCGCCCCGAGCCCGGGCGCGCAGCCCAACCAGAGCCUCACCAGCGGGGUCAACAGCAGCAGCGGCAGCAGCAACAACAGCAGCGGCAACAACAAUCACAGCAACGCGGGCAAACCUCAGCUGGAGGACCUGUACUGGAUCCCCAGCUACCAGCACCACAUCAACCCCGAGGCGCUCAAUCUGACCCCGGAGGACGCGGUGGAGGCCCUCAUCGGUAACGCGCACCACCACCAUCACCACCACCAGGCCUACGAGGGCUUCCGCGGGCAGCAGUACGUCGGCGAGGAUCUGUCCACGGCCUCGGCGGGCCAUCAUCACCAGGGCCAUCACCACCACCAUCACCACCACCACGGCCACCACGCCCGCCUGGAGGACCGCUUCUCGGACGAGCAGCUAGUCAGCAUGACGGUGCGCGAGCUGAACAGGCAGCUGCGGGGCUUCAGCAAAGAGGAGGUGAUCCGCCUGAAGCAGAAGAGACGCACCCUGAAGAACCGCGGCUACGCGCAGUCCUGCCGCUUCAAACGCGUCCAGCAGAGGCACAUGCUGGAGACCGAGAAGUGCACCCUGCAGAGCCAAGUGGAGCAGCUGAAGCAGGACGUGGCGCGCCUCGCCAAGGAGAGGGAUCUUUACAAGGAGAAGUAUGAGAAGCUGGCCAGCCGGACCUACAAUGCCGGUGGACCCGCGAACACGAGAGAUCCGUCCGGGAAACAGGCCAACAGCGAGUUCUUCAUGUGAGAGACUGAUGAUUUGUAGCAUAGACUCUGAAUUACAGCCCCAAACAUCCUCCUUACAUUAAUUUAUAUUUUUCUGCGUUUGUGUUUUGUUUACAGUUAUUCCCUCCACAGAAAGACUUUGAUAACUCGAACAAACACGCGAGCAUUAGAUGCAUCCUGAGUCUUAAAGAUGUUUUUGGUUAAACUUCUGUAAACUCAGCUCAAACCUGUCAGGUGCGCACAUGGGAUCAUGGGAUCACUUUAGCCUGUAGACUUUUCUCUGGUGCAGCAGAACCUGGUCAGAAGUCUUAUUGAACCGGUCUGACAUGUAACGUGACUGUCUUAAUUCAGAGAUGAUUUUUGUCUUAAAGCUGAUCGAAAGAAUGAUUUUUUUUUUUUUAAAGAAGGAAAAAAUCCGAUUGGACUGAAAUAGAAGCAGAAAAAGCAAUACACCGCCUCUCCUUCGUGGCUCCAUGAAAGCUCUGCAGACUGUUUGUGUGUGAUGGAGAGGCGGUCUGUGAUGCAGAGAAGAGACCUUUCAACGAAAUAAUACUAAUAAAUAUUGCAAGUCUAUAGUUUCCCGUCCCUAUUUGCAACCCUGCAUGCAGGACAUGUAUGGUAACCUCCAGUCAUCUUCCCAGAAUCCUUCCACAUGUUAUGGAAAGCAUGGCCCACGGUUCUCUCCUCCUUCUUAACGCUUCUCCUCCUUUCCCCUCCAUCCAUCCAUCCUUUUCACCCCCUUCCUCCUCCGCCAUCAGUAAGGCCUGGGUAUGCAAAAAAAAAAACAAAACACAAAAAUGUCUCCCCUCCAACCUCCUUUCUCAAUAAACCCCCCAUCCCAUCCCUCGGAGAGGUGCAAGGACUGCGGACAAAAAUGCAACUGCGAAACAUGGAUGCGUCUUUAACUGCUAUUUUCAAUCAAUUUUUCUAUUGUUUUAAAAAAGAGGAAAAAAAACGACAAAAAGAGAUUAACUGAGCCAGAUUUUAGACUGUAUUUAUUUCCACCUGUACAUAACGUGUAGAGAAAAACAGUUACCUGUGUUAUUUUACCUUUUUUUGUUUUGUUUUGUUGUUGUUGUUGUUGUUUUCUCUUUUUAAAGAAAACCUGCUUUUGUUGCUUGGAUUAUUCGAAAUGUCUUAAUACAAAAAAAAAAAUGUUUGUAUGUUACAGCAUGCAAAUCGUCUAUGGUAUCCUCCUCCUACUGAACAUGUGUAAUGUCAAAGGCAAGCCUAUACUGCACUAAGAAGAGAUCAAACUGGACAAACGUUUUGUUUUCUACUAAUAGGACCUUUGAUCUGUUACUAAAAAAAAAAAACCCUGGAUGUAAAUUAGAUGAGGUGGAAGCCUCAUUCAUUAGAUGGACAUGGACUGCGUUCGCUGCUAAAACUCUAUGCACCAACCUGAUGAUUAAAAUGACUUAGUUUAACGGUUCUUUCUUUCUGUUGUUUGUUUUUUUACUUUGGAUAUUCGUAGACGAACAUUUCAAGGGCCUGUGCUGGUUUUACUCGGCAGCCCGGUGUCUUAAUGAGAUCUUGUGUCUGAUAGGAGGAUGCUUGAUUGUUUUUUUGUUUUUUUUCUGUUGUUGUUUUUCUUGGAAAAAGAGGAGACUUUGCCUGGUGGUAGAGCUUUACUGUUCUCGGAGUUAACUCGAUGCAUUAUUCUUCUGUCAACAAAAGAAAUCCCUGGUUCGUGUGUUUUUCUGCUGCCUAGAUAUAUGUGCAAUAUUGUGCAGAAGUGAAGCGAUGCUCGGUCUUUACCUGUUGAACGGCGAAAACUUGCAGGGGAAGAGACUUUGAAUUAUGUCACGUUUCGAUCCGAAUGCCACAGAAAAACAAAAAAAAAGUGAGGUGAAUAUUUUUUAACGCCCCCCUACCCACCCCAGAAAAGUCCGAUCUUUUAUGUGAGCCAAAAAGAACAAAAACACAAAUUUAAUCUCAUAAAUUAAAAACAAUUAGGCACCAACAAUUUUUACACUCUCUUUGUUUUAAUCCGAUAUUUCCGAGGAGGUUUAUAUCCUCGAAUUUUAGUAAUAUUUCCUAAAGCGAGUGGAGCUUGAAAAUAAAAUUUGAUUUUAAACGACUGCGAAUAAAUCAAUAAUAUAUAUAUAUUAAAAAAAAGGAAAGUCGACUUCUGCACAGUGCUGUUAAUGUAUAUCUGUACAUAUAAUUUCUAUAUUUAUUCAAUGAACGUGUCCUAACGUGUCAACAAGUGAAAAACCUACAAAGUGGAACGUUGUUGAGAAUCUUGUUUUCAUAAUGUUUAAUAAAAAGUUCUGUCCCAAA